AUGCAUCUUUUUGGAACUUUCCUUCUGGUCAUCUGCGCUGUUUUCGUGAUCCAAGCUUGCAGUCCAUUAACAACACGUAUAGGACCUCCAGGACCUCCAGGCCCUCCAGGGCGAGAUGGACGAAAGGGAAGUCCAGGUGAUCGAGGACAACGAGGACAUGAAGGAGAGAUAGGAGAAAGUGGACCAGUAGGAAAGCGUGGAAUUCAAGGUCCUCCAGGCCCGCCAGGAGAUGUAGGAGAGAAAGGGGAAAAAGGAAGAGUUGGAAAGCAAGGUCAGAGGGGAGCAAAUGCAGGAAGAUAG
Cercopithifilaria johnstoni is the source of this 300-nucleotide messenger RNA. The record is from the annotation of a GenBank genome assembly. Lineage: Eukaryota; Metazoa; Nematoda; Chromadorea; Rhabditida; Onchocercidae.